AACAGCGAGGAACCACCGCCAAUUCUUCGGAUAGCCAGGAGCUCUGGCAGAAUAAGGAUACUUUGAAGAAACGGCGGGAUUCCGAUGGAGUUGAACGUAUGUUGCUUGAACUGUGGGUGUGAACUAAGAUGGGUCUGUGUGAUAGGGCAGUGCCAUCGGCCACAAAAUGGUGAUGAUGAGGUAAUACUAUGGAGAGCGAAUGAUGUCAAUCAGAUUCUGCGGAAUAGACGGGAUGAUUCUCACAAUCCAGGGGAUGAUAAUGACGAUAAUGCUGAUGAUGCUGCUGAUGAUGCUGAUGAUGAUGAUGAUGUUAAUCAUGACGAGGAAGAUAACGGUGAUAUGGGUCGUUGGAAUCAGAAGACUGGAGAUGGCGAAAAUGAUGGUGAAAAUCUGAAGUCUGGGUACGGCGAUAAUGAUGGUGAUAAUGAAUCGUUGGCAUCAUUGGAAUCAACUCAAAAUGGCAAUGAUGAUGAUGAUGAUGAUGAUGAUGAUGAUGAUGAUGAUGAUGAUGGGGAUAACGGUGGUAUGAAUAGUUGGACUCUGAAGAUUGGGGAUCAUGGCGAUAAUGAGGGUGAUAAUGAAUCUUUGACAGCGUUGGAAUCACCUCAAAAUGGUGAUCGUGAUGAUGAUGAGGAGGAGGAGGAGGAUGGGGAUAAUGACAAUAUGAGUCGUUGGAAUCAGAACACUGGGGAUAAAGAAAAGGACGACCAUAACGCAGAACUGGGCGGUACAGUCCAUUGGGACAAGAAGGGAAGUGAAGACAGGAGAGGGGGGUUCAAAGGUUCUGGCUACAUGAAAUGUAGUGAGCGCGAGGGCAAAGACAACAGUGUGGAAAAAGCUCGUAGCCGGCGGGGGAGGAGACGGGAUUGGAGAAUUCCUUGGAGGCGGAGGAGGAAGGCGUGGGGAGCGGUGAACGGAAGGGGACGGAGAAGAAGAAGGUGGACAAGCGGAAGAGAACAGCGUGCGAAGGGAGAUGGAGAAGACGAAGGUGGAGGACCACGCAGGGGAGCAGGAGUGCGAGAGGGGAGGGGAUUGGAGGAGGAGGAGGAGGAGGAAGCGGAGAAGAAGAACGGGCUGAAUGGGGAAAGGAAGCGGAGAAGCACGCUGGACUCACCGGCGCUUCAACGGGCUUUCUCCAUUCAGGAUCGCUUACAGGGAAGGUGGGGAAGGGAGAAGAAGAGCAGAGGAGGAAAGAAGGCAGGAGGGGGAGACGCACGACGACGAUGGGCCGUAGAUCGGAAAUCCAGGGAAAAACUCACUUCGUCGAGGUACUGUCUCUCCAGAUUUCACUAGCAGGGUCUCCAAUGCCCUCCAUGUUCGCUUGGGACAUCUGGACAACAGGAUUUGCAUGGGGUUCCCAGCGCUGCCGCGAGCAGCGCUGAAACGC
Messenger RNA from Chara braunii, 1387 nucleotides. The record is from the annotation of a GenBank genome assembly. NCBI's taxonomy places the organism in Eukaryota, Viridiplantae, Streptophyta, Charophyceae, Charales, Characeae.